CAAAAUUCUAACUUUCAUAUCAUUCAGCUAUAUUGUUAUUUCUUGCUUUCACUUGGUUCAAUAUGAAGCCUUUUCAUGUUAUCACAGCACUAUUUUUUGUAUUAACUCUUGCUAGAAUUGACCCUUCUGCAUGCCAAAUUGUAAAGGGCAAGGUCACUUGCACAGAUUGCACUCAGGACUAUGAUUUCUCAGGGAUUAAGGUCUCUGUGAAGUGUGAAGGUAUGAAAAACCUGGCUGUGGCAACUACAGAAAAUGAUGGCUCCUUCAUGGUUGAUCUUUCCACAUACCAUACAAAACCUGCUUCUGAUAAUUGCCAUGCAAAACUUCUUGGUGGACCAAGUAAUCUCUAUGCUUCAAGGAAAAACCAAUUCUCACAAAUUGUGAAGGACAAAGAGGAAAACAUCUACACAACUUCCACUCCUCUAAGUUUCUUCACUUCUUGCCCCAAAAACAAAGUAUGCAAAGAUGAGAAUAAUCAAUUUGGCUCAUCCAAAACCUAUAAUUUUCCUUUGCCUUCACAGUGGGGUUUGGCACCAAGUAGUUUUUAUCUUCCUUUCUUCCCAAUCAUUGGAAUACCAUGAUCAUAUGUAUGUUGCAUUAAGUGCACUUUUAUUAUAUGGUUUUGUUUGUCACCUGGAAGAAUGGAAGACGUAGUUGUGAUGGUUAAAAUAAAUUUAUGUAUGUUUAAGAUGUUUGUGAAGAAAGUUCAUUUUAUUUUAUUUGUUAUUUUGUUGCUAAGCAAGUUCAUUAAUGUGUUAGGUUGGAAAAGCAGAUAGUUACAUUGUGCUGUUUUGUCCAAUAUUUAUGAAUUAUGAUAUGUAAAAGCACUAUUCUGAGCAUUAUGUAAUGACUUAAGCUCAUCCAAUAUCUCCUUUUCUUUA
Molecule: messenger RNA, 881 nt
Organism: Vicia villosa (hairy vetch)
Lineage: Eukaryota; Viridiplantae; Streptophyta; Magnoliopsida; Fabales; Fabaceae
Exons: 2
Coding region: 63-581 (172 amino acids)
Source: RefSeq, a predicted model, not a curated record